AUGGCCCCAUCGCUCCGCGCGCACCUGCCCUGCGCCGCAUCCCCUUCGCGCGCAUGUCUCCCCCAUAGCCUUCCUGCCAAAUGCCCCUUACCUGCUCGCGGAAGUUGCGUGAGAGGGGGACCCGCCUUGCCCCUCUCCUCUUCACACACCCGCAAUGGCCGGCCCCUUUUAAUAAGGCGCUCAUUUUCUGAUAGACACAGACGCGCGCAAUUCUCGCCGCGAUCGUCGCUAGACUCCCCCCCUGAAGCGCAAGCGGAGACGCUGCCGGAAUCCCCGCUUCCCUCCGCCGCCCCUUCCCCCACAACUCCGCCUGUCGAGCCCCGUCCCACGUGGCUGGAGUAUGACAUGGCGCUACACGACAAAGACCUCCCACGUGCGUUGUCCAUCGCUACCGCUUUAGCCCCGCAGAAGACGACAGACGAAACCGCCCCAAAAUCCGCCGAAUUCCUGGAUUUACCCGCGGUGACCGCGGGGAUAGUGUCUGCUGGGGGACCGGGGCAGGCGCAGAUCGAAGGGGGGCCUGCGGGGAAGCGGGAAGUGCGGGGGGAGGAGGCGGAGGAGGAGGCGGAGCGGCAGCGGCGGUGGCUGCAGCUGCUGGAGGCGGGGAAGGCGGAGAGCGACCUGCGCGUGGUGGGGCAGACGUACGAGUGGCUGCGCUCCCAGGGGCUCCUUAGAAACUUUGGCCGCUUCCAGAUCAGCAGUGCGUGGCGGCGGUGGGGACAGAGAGCGAGGAGGGGGGACGAGAUGAGUACAGUGAGGUGUGCUGAGAGCGUAUUGGAGGGCGUGCCACGGGUCGUCACUCCCAAGGUGCUCAAAGACCAAUCUGGCCUAGAAGCCAAGAACCUAGCCCCCCAGAAGUGGGGCAUGUCAUCUCCGCUGCUCCCCAUAGCGCUCUUCGCGGCCUUCUCCGCCCUCGUGGAUGCGGGGGUGGACCUGCGCCCGCUCGCCUUCAUCUCGCUCGCCCUCGCCGUGGGGGACGCGGUGUACCUGGGGGGGGCGGGCGCGGGCCAGCUGCUCAUGCUGCUCUGGGCGCCCUUCCGCGAGCGCGUGCUGGUGCACGAGGCAGGCCACAUCGUAGCAGCGUACCUGCUGGGGUGUCCGGUGCGGGGGGUGGUGCUGGACGCGUUUGAGGCGAUGCGCAUGGGCGUGAGGGGGCAGGCGGGCACGCAGUUCUGGGACGAGCGCCUUGAAGACGAGCUGCGUGCGGGGCAGCUCUCCUCCGCCUCUGUCGACCGGUACAGCAUAGUGCUGUUUGCGGGGGUGGCAGCGGAGGCGGUGCAGUACGGGCAGGCGGAGGGAGGGGAGGGCGAUGAGAACCUCUUCAAAGCCUUCCUCUCCAACCUGCAGCCCUCCUGGUCCGGGCCCCAGAUGGCCAACCAGGCGCGGUGGGCAGUGCUGCAGGCGUAUCUGCUGCUGCAGCGCAACCGGGCGGCACACAGUGCAGUGGUGGAGGUGCUCAAGGCGGGUGGCGGCAUGGGGGACGUGGUGAUGGCCAUAGAACAAAACAUGGCCGGCUGA
Closterium sp. Naga37s-1 is the source of this 1518-nucleotide messenger RNA. NCBI's taxonomy places the organism in Eukaryota, Viridiplantae, Streptophyta, Zygnematophyceae, Desmidiales, Closteriaceae. The record is from the annotation of a GenBank genome assembly.